Daphnia magna is the source of this 4446-nucleotide messenger RNA. RefSeq names its product signal transducer and activator of transcription 5B-like. Gene Ontology annotation, biological process: regulation of cell population proliferation; defense response; regulation of transcription by RNA polymerase II. Lineage: Eukaryota; Metazoa; Arthropoda; Branchiopoda; Diplostraca; Daphniidae. The record is from RefSeq and is a predicted model, not a curated record. Gene Ontology annotation, molecular function: RNA polymerase II cis-regulatory region sequence-specific DNA binding; DNA-binding transcription factor activity, RNA polymerase II-specific.
AGCAAACUCGAAAGCAAUCAUUAGAUUGGCAAAUGUAAAUUCUUCUCGAUUGUCCGGUGGUCUGUCACGCAAUUUUUGAAACUAUUCGUCAUGUAAUCAAGUACGCUGCUGGCAAUGUCACUAGCCUCGAAAUCCUCCCAUUGAUGUUGUUGAAAAUACUCAAGAAAGAACAAGCCAAUGCAGAUCACACGGUCGUACUGCUCUUCUUUGUUAUAACACAUGCUAACAUAUUGGCAGAGGUGUGAAAGACUAAACAGAUUGGCUCCGGGACUGAUGCUGUGCAUAAUUCGCUGGCUAACCAAAACGCUCUGAGUAAAGAGCUGAAGGUCUGAUGCGUUGAUUUGCUCCAGUUGUUCUUGUGUGGUAAAUUCAAAUGUAAAGCCCAUAGCUUUACGAGCAUUGUCAGACGAAAACGGGACCUCAGGUUUGGGUAUGACCUGCCAUCCGUCAGUGGUCGCAUUACGAAGAUUAAUGGCUUUUUCCCAGCAGACCAGCCCGAGCUCUCGUGUUCCGUGUAUGUUGCAAAAGCACAGAUUGUAUCUCAGCCGCAAUCAGUUGGAUGAUUAUAUGUGUCUGCCCGCAAAGAAUAGCUGCGAAUAAUGGUGGAACUUGCGGAUAUUCAACACCGUUCCACAUAAAUCGCCCAUGCUGACUAACAGGUUAUUGAUUGCGUAUCCCAUCUAUUACGUACUGCGGGAGAGGAGUCAGCAGUUUGCGGAACUUGACGCCAGACUUUUAGCCAAACUUUACGCAUAGCGCUCAGUGUAUCUUGCCAAACUCGUUGCAAUAUGUAUCGCCAAACAUAACCAACCGGUGCUCGGGAAUCCAUUUUUGAAAAAGGUAAAGAGUGAUGAUUUCGAAAGAUUUAUUGAGGGGACAUUUCAUCCGCUUAUAGCCAUUCUUCCAUGGCACCGGCCCUCUGGCAAAUUGGCAUUACCUCAGAAUUCCGAGUGUAGAAUCAAAGUAUCUGACUAAACCAACCUAUGCGUUGUUGUUAUGGUUGUAUAGAAAUGAAUCGCUUAUUGUUCAGUAUUUUUACGCAGUAAUUGUGCUAGAUUUAUAUACAUAGAUUUAUAUAUUGCGUUCAGGCCCCUGAACGAGAUGGAGUUGCUGUUAUCAAUAGUUGUCACUUGUUUGAUUUCAUAUCUAUGCGUUGUCACAGCUUCUUUUCUUUUUCAUAUGGCAUAUAAAAUGAACUGCCUUUCUUUAGAUUUAUUGCUACGUACUUACGUCUAGUAAGCUUUUGCUUUUUCAUGAGUUCGUGAAUUCGUGACACAUCAUUUUUACACGCGGAAUAUGCAAAGUCAUUCUUUUACCGGCAACACUGUUAGACAGACAAACAUUUUUUUUUCAUUGUUUUGAUUUUUGUACAUGAGAUUUCUAAGCGACCGUAAGUGACAAUUGUCGAAUGCGCGAAGGUGCAUAUAUGGCCAAUCGCGAGUAGUUAAAGAAAAGUUUUUACUUCACAGCAUUUUGGUUAUCUCAGAAAUAAUUUAAACUACAAGAAAUGGAUCCAAACCUGGAUUACCAAGAGAAUUUCAAUCACCACACAGCUGUGGCAAAAGCUCUUUCACAUGAUGUGCAAUCAGAGGUUUUCUAUGGUACUAUUAGGGCCCUUCUUACAACAAUACAAAUAUCCAGAAGGCGAAACUACAAGCUGACGGAGCCCCCUGAUCUCUUGCCUAUAACUGAAGCUCUGAUUAGUAAUACAAAGCCAACUAUAGACCUUGCCAUAGUGGCUGGGAAGAUAAACUGGCUGACAAAAGUAUUCAUCCAAAACAAUCCUGUGACAGUCGAGCAUUUGACAAUUCAGUCUUCACAGAUCAUUGAAACUAUUCCCAAGAUCUGCUUCUUAUUUGGAAUUAUUGAUUGUCUACCUUGUGACAGAUAUGAUGGGAUGGUACUCUCAUCAUAUUCGCCACUAAACUUUAUUUCUGUGCUCAGGAAUCGGGUAAUUUGGCCGUUCAAGUUGCCAUCUUGUUGCUAAACGAUGAAGGACUGACCAAAGAAGACCGAGUGCGUCAGGUUGAAGAAUGUGCCCAAAUAGUAUACCAAAUUCUUCUACGUUGCCGACAUAAAGGUGCCAUCGAGGCAGCCGGUGAUGCUAUGGGCUUACUCUGCCGAAGAUUGUUUGCUAGCCGAGAGGAAACGAUCAAAGCUAUUCCCGGCAAUAUAUUGACGAACUUUCUUGAUCGACUCGAAAAUUCAAAAUUGGGUGGAAGUUGGUCUUGAUAUUCGUUUUUCCUUGCAUACUAAUUUAAAAAAUGGCCAAAGGAGAGGCAUCGGGGGAGAUUCUCAAUAACACGGGCACGAUGGAAUACCAAAAAGCUUCACGUCAACUCUCUGUCUCAUUCAGAAACAUGCAACUGAGAAAGAUCAAGCGUGCCGAAAAGAAAGGCACCGAAUCGGUGAUGGAUGAAAAGUUUUCUCUCCUCUUUCAAUCCAAGUUUUCGGUAGGCGGCGGAGAAUUGGUAUUCCAGGUCUGGACUUUAUCCUUGCCCGUGGUAGUUAUCGUGCACGGCAACCAAGAGCCUCAUGCUUGGGCGACAGUUACCUGGGACAAUGCAUUCGCCGAACCCGGCCGUACGCCGUUUGUCGUGCCGGAAAAGGUGCCCUGGUCUCAGGUUGCGGAGACGCUCUCAACUAAAUUUCGUUCGGCCACCGGUCGUGCUCUGACGGAAAGCAACCAGCGAUUCUUAGCCUCGAAGGCUUUCCGCAACCCGAACCUGCAGUUGCCUCUGGUUGGCCCCGAAGCAGGCAAUUUAAUGCUUACAUGGUCUCAGUUUUGCAAAGAGCCACUGUACGAAAGCAACUUUACCUUUUGGGAAUGGUUCUACGCCCUGAUGAAGCUCACUAGGGAGCACCUACGUGCGCCAUGGAUGGAUAACACCAUCGUUGGUUUUAUCGGCCGAAAGCAAACAGAAGACUUAUUGAAACAGUGUCUACGGGGUACGUUCAUGCUGCGCUUCUCCGAUUCUGCUGGGGGCGUCACCAUUGCGUGGGUUGGAGAUUCAAGUGAAGUUUUUAUGCUACAACCCUUCACGAGCAAGGAUUUUGCCAUCCGCACGCUGGCCGAUCGUGUUUCGGACUUGAAACACCUAAUCUAUCUGUAUCCUGACAUACCGAAAGACCAGGCGUUCGGCAAAUACUACACGCCGUUUACCGACAGCCAGACGCCCACCAACGGUUACGUCAAGCCAUUGCUCGUUACUCACGUACCUGGUUGGAGUAGUGGUGGUGGUAACCUGGAAACGGGUAGCUACCCGCCAACGCCGCAAGGGUUCUACAACCCACAGGUUCUGCCAACAACAGAGUGGCAGCUUUCUCCUCGUAGAAGUGAUUACGUACUUUCCUACGUCGGCCGUAAUGGUCGGGCAAUGUCCUACGGUACCAUUCAACCCUAUUUAGAUUCCAGGAAACAUCUAAAGUUACAAACCGGACAUACCGUUACCGUCAUCGCACUUCAUGGCCAGCGUAUUCAAAUAUCAUGCUCGGUUAUCAACCUCACUAGCAGCGGAAGUUAUUUGGAAUUCAGAGAGAAAGACGGAGACAUCGCUAAACAACCUGUCAUCAACCGAGUGUACACAUCAAAGAGCAAUACAAUGGCCGUCUAUUCUCAAAUCGUCAAAGAUGCUGAUUGGUUUAAUUGCAAGUGGAAGACCACCGAUUCCUAUCCCAUCCAUAAACUUUGUCGUGACAUCGAGGCAAAAACCAUUAAUGGAGCCAUCCAGUCCAUGGAUUUAGCAGAAGAAUCGCACAGAUUUUGCACGUUCUCGAUCGUCGUACCUCUUGAUCAACACGUUCAAAUAUCUUGCUCUGUCGUUAGCCUCGCCAGCGGAUGCGGAUUGAAAUUCCACGAGGAAAGGGGCUGGAUGAACGAGGCCGGCUUGAUUUCUACCCGGCCAAUCAUAGACAGGAAUUAUACUUCAAAAGGAAAUAAAAUGUUCAUACAAGCUGAUAGCUUCGACAACAAACGAUGUCGGUUUGACUGCACGUGGAAGACGACCACAACACCUACAUACCGACUUUGUUUUUAUAAGAGAGCAAAAUCUCUCAAUGGAACCAUCCAACCAUUAGACGAUGCAGGAAUGGAUGGGCCUAGAUUUUGUCCCUUUACCAUUACCGCAGCACGCACUGAUCAGUUGAUACGAAUUUCAUGCUCGGUCGUCAAACUCACAACUGUACUAAGUUCACUGAGAUUUUACGACGGGCGGGAUGCCGGAGCCAAUGUUAUUGCUUAUCCACCAAUCGCCAACAAAGUUUACACUUCAAAAGGUAAUACACUUGUUGUAUUUUCCUGGAAGUUUGAUGAUGACUGGUUUGAUUGCGAGUGGGCGACUGUUCAAGCAUCUAGUUAAUUCUACUAUUGUCAUGAAUUGGGAUGAUUUCAAGGUUCGGACGUCUUGGAUGGUACUAUUUAACUCAAUAAAGUGUAUUGGACUUUGA